This is a messenger RNA of Thrips palmi, 1386 nucleotides long. RefSeq names its product dachshund homolog 1-like. The transcript is spliced from 9 exons. The record is from RefSeq and is a predicted model, not a curated record. Bases 1 to 1386 code for a protein of 461 amino acids. Lineage: Eukaryota; Metazoa; Arthropoda; Insecta; Thysanoptera; Thripidae.
AUGGAGGGCCCCAUGGCGCUGAUGGCGCCGCACGUGCUGGGCCCCCACGGCCCCCCGCACCCCAUGCCGCCGCCGGGGCACCCGCACCCCAUGUCGCCCAUGCGGCACCUCGGGCCGCCGGGACUCGGGCUCUUCAACUCGCUCAUGGGGUCCCCGCUGGAGUUCAUGGCGGCGGCCCAGGCGCAGGCCCAGGCCCACCACGGCCACCCGCCGGGCCACCCGCAGGGCCACCCCGGAGCCCACGGCGCCGGCCACCCGGGCGGCCACCCCGCCGGCCACCCGGGCCACCCGCCCCGGUCGUACAACAGCCCGCCGCCCAUCUCCAGCUCGGACCCCACGGCCAACGAGUGCAAGCUGGUGACGUACCGCGGCCAGAAGGUGGCCGCCUUCAUGAUCAACGGCGAGACCAUGCUGUGCCUGCCGCAGGCCUUCGAGCUCUUCCUGAAGCACCUGGUGGGCGGGCUGCACACCGUGUACACCAAGCUCAAGCGCCUGGACAUUGUGCCACUCGUGUGCAACGUGGAGCAGGUCCGCAUCCUGAGGGGCCUGGGCGCCAUCCAGCCCGGCGUCAACCGCUGCAAGCUGCUCUCCUGCAAGGACUUCGACACGCUGUACCGCGACUGCACCACGGCCAGGUGCCUGAUGUCCCAGCGGGCCCCGACGGACAGUCGCGCGGGGCGGCCGCCCAAGCGCCUCCCCCUGGGCCUGACCCUCCCCGCCAGCCUGCAGGGCCACCCCCAGCUCAAGAAGCACCGCCUGGAGAACGGAGACUUCGCGCCCUUCGAGAACGGCCACCUCGCAGGCUCCGACAAGUCCCCCCUGCUGUCCAACGGGUACAACGCGCCGCCCUCGCACCUCCAGGCCAUGCAGCAGUUGUACCAACACCCGCUGCUGUCGCCGGGGCUUCCGCCCCUGGCGCCCCAGGCGGGGCCGCACCCCAAGCCCCCCGCGGGGCUCCCCGGCAUGGAGGCCAUCGCAAACUGGGAGAACUGCCGCGCGGCGUACGAAGACAUCGUCAAGCACUUGGAGAGGAUGCAGCACGAGAGAGGGGACCCCGACGGCCUAGACAACCGGCCGCGGAACCUAACCUCACAUAACGGCUCCCCCAACGGCCACAGCCCGGUGCUGAACCUCUCCAAGGCGGCGGGGGGCGGCCCGGGCUCCGGCGCCGACUCCAGGGGCUCGGGGGCCGCGUCGCCCGCGGACCAGUCCGACAGCGACCCCGGGGUCUCGGACAAGGACGACGACGAGGAUGACGUCAUAUCGAACCCCGAGGACGACGAGGAGCCCCGACCCUCAGUGUGGCGACCGUCUCUUCCAGACCUGGCCGACGGCCACGCCGCCAGGGUGGGCAGCUCGCCGCCGGCGGCGUCUGAAUGUGAAUGA